GGCUGCGGCGAGCGCGGCCAUGGCGGUGCUGCUGGAGACCACGGUGGGCGACCUGGUCAUCGACCUGUACACGGAGGAGCGGCCCCGCGCUUGUCUGAAUUUCCUGAAGCUCUGCAAAGUCAAGUAUUACAACUAUUGUCUUAUUUAUAAUGUACAGAGGGAUUUUAUUAUACAAACUGGUGACCCCAUGGGAACUGGUCGUGGAGGAGAAUCCAUAUUUUGUCAACUGUAUGGUGAUCAAGCCAGAUUUUUUGAGGCAGAAAAAGUGCCAAGAAUCAAGCACAAGAAGAAGGGAACUGUGUCAAUGGUGAACAAUGGCAGUGAUCAGCAUGGAUCACAGUUCCUCAUUACCACAGGAGAAAACCUGGAUUACCUUGAUGGUGUACAUACAGUAUUUGGAGAAGUGACAGAAGGCAUGGAUGUAUUGAAGACAAUUAAUGAAACCUUUGUAGAUAAGGAUUUUAUCCCAUAUCAAGAUAUCAGGAUAAAUCAUACAGUAAUUUUAGAUGAUCCCUUUGAUGAUCCACCUGGCUUGUGCGUUCCUGACCGCUCACCAGAACCUACAAAGGAACAGCUCGACAGUGGCAGAAUAGGAGCAGAUGAAGAAAUUGAUGACAUGAAAGGACGGUCUGCAGAAGAAAUAGAAGAAGUUCAGGCAGAAAAAGAAGCAAAAACUCGUGCUAUUCUUCUGGAAAUGGUGGGAGACUUGCCAGAUGCAGAUAUCAAGCCACCAGAAAAUGUCCUUUUUGUUUGUAAACUGAAUCCUGUGACUACAGGUGAAGACCUGGAGAUAAUAUUUUCACGAUUUGGUCCCAUUAAAAGCUGUGAAGUGAUCCGAGACUGGAAGACUGGUGAAUCUCUUUGUUAUGCUUUCAUUGAGUUUGAAAAGGAGGAAGACUGUGAGAAAGCCUACUUCAAGAUGGACAAUGUGCUGAUAGAUGACAGACGGAUACAUGUGGAUUUUAGCCAAUCUGUUGCAAAGAUUAAAUGGAAGGGAAAAGGUGGGCGGUAUACCAAGGAAGAUUUCAAGGACUAUGAGAAGGAACGUGACAAACCUUCAAAAUUUGCUCUGAAAGAAAAGGUCAAACCAAAGCAAGAUGCCAAGUAUGACCUUGUGCUGGAUGAGGAUGUAGAAGAGUCUCACACAAGUCAGUCGCACUUGGCUAAAAAACAGAAGAAGAAAAAGCACCACCACUCCGAAGAUGAGGAUGAUGACAAGAGGACCAAAAAAUCUAAGGAUUCUGACCGGAAGCACGAAGAGCGCUGCAGGGAGAGGAGCAAGAGUGAGAAGAAAGACAGGCAUCGGAGCCGCAGCCGCUCUCAGGAGAGAGAUUACACUUCCAGCAGGCAAAAAGACAAAUACAGAGAAGACAGCCGAGUAAGAGACUGGGAUAAAAAAGCAGACAGAAGCAGAAGUCCUAAGAAAUCAAAAGACAAAGAGAGAUCCAAAUACAGAUGAAAGACAAGGAAAAUACAGAGGGGCACUAAAAUAAUAAAUUUAAUUUUUUUCUUUUGUGAUAGUGUUUUUUCUAUAAUACUUACUGUAGUGUCUGACUGCAGUAUGCAGUAAGAUAUUACAGCUUGAGAUACCCUUUAUUGGAACAUGGUCUGCUAAUUCUGAAAUUCAAGAUGAAUUGCUGCAAAUUGCUCUGCCCUGGAGUGCUUGUGCCUGGAUAGAGUAUUUCAAUGGAAUAUGAAGAAAAAUAACUUCUUACUGAUUCUAUGGGAAGGCAGACAUUUAAGGAACAUAAUCACUGAAACUAUCCCGUGGCAGAAAAUUCUGACUAGGCAGGCCUAGCGAUAGCUGUAAUCUCCGGACCUAAGCUGAGCAGGGAUACUGAAGGUAUAUAAUACAGAAAUGUACUUUUCAGCAGUGUCUGCCCUGUCUUUGUUUUGUUAAAAACAAAGCUGGAGUCUAACAUCUUUGGCGCUUGUGGUAAUUAGAAAACAGAACAAAAAAACCCCACCUUCCUGUAAUGCUGAAAAUAACAUAGAAAAUGCUGUUGCAGAAGCAUUGGUUUCUUCACUUUGACAUAGCUGAGGCCUGUUUGAAGGGGAAUGCCUCAUGCUUUGAGGCUCUUUGUUCCUUCCUUAGUUAGAAACCAGCUUAGAAACCAGCUCCUCAGAAUUUUCUGUUGGAUUCCUUUACUUGCAACAGCUUAAAAGUGUGAUGUAGACUCUAAAUUGUUUUAUUCUAUGGAUUUGAGUAAGUUUGAGACCUAUUUUGAUGUCACACAUUAUAGUUCCUUUAGUUCUUUGUAGUCUUGAGCUUGAGUCCAAGAUUUAAAGUGAGCUUGACCAAAUACAGGAAAUGUACUUGCC
Messenger RNA from Lonchura striata (white-rumped munia), 2322 nucleotides. It is a transcript of the gene PPIL4, whose product is annotated as peptidylprolyl isomerase like 4. NCBI's taxonomy places the organism in Eukaryota, Metazoa, Chordata, Aves, Passeriformes, Estrildidae. Gene Ontology annotation, cellular component: nucleus. The record is from RefSeq and is a predicted model, not a curated record. Gene Ontology annotation, molecular function: peptidyl-prolyl cis-trans isomerase activity; RNA binding. Gene Ontology annotation, biological process: protein peptidyl-prolyl isomerization.